Molecule: messenger RNA, 2448 nt
Organism: Angiostrongylus costaricensis
Lineage: Eukaryota; Metazoa; Nematoda; Chromadorea; Rhabditida; Metastrongylidae
Source: the annotation of a GenBank genome assembly
UUGAUAGUUUUACACCAGUAUUUUUUUUCAGAUAGUCGCUUUAUUGGCUUUCAUUUCGAUAGUGAGCCGAAAAGUACCACGGUAGCUGAUGGUCUAUUAUUAUUGAAUUGUCAGUACACUGUUGAGGUAGCAAAUAUAAAAGAUGUUCGAUUAGAAUGGAGGAAAGAUGGUUCCCCGAUCAAUGUCAAAUCUAGCAGUAGGAUGCAACUUUUUUCAAACGGUUCGUUGUUCAUUCACGAAGUAACGGCAAGCGAUAUUGGUUCAUACCGCUGUGUUGUCCAUGCAACAUCAAACGACGGUUUCACUUGGACGUACAUGAGCCGAAGAUCAGUUGUUAGAUUGCUGGAUCUUCCAAGAUUCGAGGUUCAACCAACCGACCGUACAGUUGCGAAAGGUCAGCCGGUAGUUUUCCAGUGCAUUACGUUGGCUAGACCACCUCCUGCAGUUGUUUGGUAUCACAACAACAGACCUAUUCGGAAUGGUGGAGACUACCAUGUACUACCUGUUUCGAGUUCAUUGGAAAUCUCGGCUGUCCAAGCUCAGCAUGAAGGAGAGUAUAAGUGUGUGGUGGAAGGAGCGGGAAAACGGAGAACUAGCAGUACUGCGCGUCUGCGUAUUGACACCACCACAUCACACGAACUCACCUUUCUUUCAUCACCCCGUGUUCAAGCCGCAAAAGAAGGUGACGAUGUAGUCCUGGAAUGCCUUGUUAGCUCUCAUAGCUCUACAGAAGUGCGAUGGUUAAAGGAUACACGUCAGGUCUUGUAUGAUGGUUUAAGAAUACGACGUGUGGGGAUCUCAUCUCUUCUUCUUUCCAACGUAGUCGAGUCUGAUUCGGGUUUGUACACAUGCAGAGCAAGUAAUACACAUGAUUCUCUGGAUCGAACAGUUGUUGUACAUAUUGCUGCUGAACCUAGACUAACUUUACGACCAGAGAACAAAGUGGCAUUGGAAACAACUGACGUUAUGUUUGAGUGCUUGUCGACAGGACGUCCGGCUCCAACUAUUUCCUGGUUCAAGAAUGGAGAAGCCAUUGUCGCUAGUGACUACUUUGUGAUUGAACCUACAAGAUUGCGUAUCCUUGGACUCGUAAAGGCUGAUCAAGGUGUGUAUCAGUGCUUCGCGGACAACGAAGCCGGAAGUGCACAGGGUUUCGCCCAAUUGUUGGUCGAUAUCGCAGAUUCUUCGUCUGUUGCUGCUUCUUCCGGUGAACCUUUGAUUGCUUCUGCACCUCUAGGUGUUAAAAUUGGAGCACUUGGUUGUCGGUUCAUUAAUUUGGAAUGGGAUCCGCCACUUGUCCGUAACGGCCGUGUGAUGCGUUAUCAUCGCUUUUUAAUUAGAGAGAGAAUGGUUAACUCAUCAUCCACAUCGGUGACAGUCACUUCGUUGCAACCAAAUACAUUGUACCUGUUACGCGUUGCAGCAGAGAAUGAGGCUGGAGUAGGAAAAGCCAGUGACUACAUUAAAGUUACUACCAAGAAGGAGCAGGCCGUGCCUGGUCGAGUGACUAAUUUGGUUGCUCACGCGAUAGGUCCCGAAACAAUAGAGGUAAAGUGGGAUCCUCCCGAAGGAGGACCAACUGCACUUCGAUACAAACUUUUCUAUGUGAGAAACCCUCCGGAACCUGACGACAAGGAGACGACACUUUUGCAGAUAUCCUCCACGGCAUAUACGUUGCAUGGCAUGGACAAGUUUACGGAGUACCAGAUUCGUGUCGAGGCAGAAGGAGAAAACGGAAGCGGUUUGAGCAGCCAUCCUGUGAAGGUUCGAACUCUUUCGGAUGUCCCUUCUUCCCCUCCUCGAGACAUUGCUGCGGAGAGCUUAUCUAGCAACAGCGUAAGAAUUACGUGGAGAGAGCCAGAUGUAGAUAACUUAAAUAUAAAACAAGAAUGCGGAACACUUUUGUAUUGGAUGCAAACGAGAGGGAAUAUGGGAUAUCAGGUUCAUUCGGUCCUUACUAUUUACUUUUAUAUAAUGCUGAGAUAUUUGCAAAAGUCCGGACCGCAGCACAAAAUAACUGGACUUCGUCCAUCACGGGAGUAUGUCGUCUCAUUACGUGCGUUUAACAAACAGGGUUCUGGUUUUCCGAUCUAUGAAACAGUCAAGACGCUUUCGCCUUCAUCAGUUUCUUUUUUUGGUGGAGCGAUGGCUUCCGAACAACUAAAUACGCCACUUGGCGUUAGCGCUGAGACCUUAUCAGCAACUGGUAUUCGGGUUUCAUGGACAGAAUCAGAUCCCAAUGCUUUCAAUGUGCUUUACACAGUACGGUACAGUACCAGUGCGGACGGUAACCAGAUGCGAUUCGUUAAUGCAUCUGAGUCAUGGGUUAUAAUUGACGGUCUACGCCCUGAUACUGAGUACGAGUUUUCUGUUCGUUCCAUGGGAACCAGCGUCAGUCCGAGGGUUUGUAGGCCUUGGGCGCGGGGAUCGAUCCCAUGCAUGUUGUAG